ACAGAGCUCACCAUCAAGUCCUUCAGCAACACCGACUGCACCGGCACGGAGCUGGCUUCGCAAGAGGGCGUCUUCAUCCCGUACUCGAUCGGCACGGGGGCGGUCGGAUGCGACGAGUCAUCGCUCGCUCCAGUGUGGCACGACGCGUCAAACCCAUCGAACCCGUCGCCGUAUGACUCCUGCCAGCUGGGCAUCCAGUACACCUGCGUCCGCGUCGAGAACCCGUGCUUUGACCGCGCAACUGCGCACGCGUGCCGCAUCCUGGUGCCCGACGCAACCGCGCCCGCCGCCUACGAGGACUGCUUCGGCGCUGGCUCGGGCGGCGCGGCGGAGAAGGUGCUCAUGGCCGAGCUCCGAUCUGGCGACCGCGUGCUCUCUUCGAUGGCCGAGAUUGCGCGCGUGAUAGUCAACCAGCACAAGGAGGUGGUGCUGUCGGCGCGGAUGGUGCGCAUCAGCCACAGCGGCGGCUCGCUCGCACUCACCCCCGACCACGUCCUUCGUGUCGACGGCGUGCUCGCGGCGGCGCGAGAUGUCAAGCCCGGCUCGAAUCUCGAUGGUGCAAAGGUCGAGAGCGCGACGCUCACCACGGGCGCGAUCAUCAACCCCGUCACUACCUCUGGCUACAUCCUCGCCGCCGGCCCCAAAGGCACCCCCGUCGUGGCGUCAUCGCACCCCGAGUGGAUUGCACCGUUCAUGCUUUCUGCCACGGGGCUGCUCGUCUCCGAACGCUCGCUCUGCUCAAGCCUCGCCCGCCUUUUCCCCGAGUCGGCCCAGGCGUUUUACGACGCGCACCUUGAGGCUUUCCUCGCGGGCCGCCAGGCGUCCCUCAACACCAUUGCCCGCGCUCCCUCACCGGUCCUCCUCGCCGCCGUUGUGGCACUCGACUUGGGGAUCGCGGCAGCGUUCCUGCUGCACAGCUUUGGCUUAACGCGCCUUAUUUGCAUGAUGGGAGCGGGCGAGUUGGCGAUGCUUACUGCGACGCGGCGUAUAGCCGGGGCGAGGGCGCUGGACAACUGCAUCCUGUACGUACUCACCGAGGAGGCGUUUGAGGAGGUCAUGCGAUACUACCCGAACCACUACGAUACCAUCCUCGAGCAAAGCCUCGCCGCGCUGGAGGCCACGCUGCGCUCAAACGAGGCCACGCUCGAGACCCGCAUGAUAAAGGCAUAG
This is a messenger RNA of Emiliania huxleyi CCMP1516, 1170 nucleotides long. RefSeq lists its product as hypothetical. The transcript is spliced from 3 exons. The annotation marks the transcript as partial. The record is from RefSeq and is a predicted model, not a curated record. NCBI's taxonomy places the organism in Eukaryota, Haptophyta, Isochrysidales, Noelaerhabdaceae.